Coprinopsis cinerea okayama7#130 is the source of this 1780-nucleotide messenger RNA. Its product is annotated as sulfate adenylyltransferase. The transcript is spliced from 6 exons. Gene Ontology annotation, biological process: sulfur amino acid metabolic process. Gene Ontology annotation, molecular function: ATP binding; sulfate adenylyltransferase (ATP) activity; adenylylsulfate kinase activity. The record is from RefSeq and is a predicted model, not a curated record. Lineage: Eukaryota; Fungi; Basidiomycota; Agaricomycetes; Agaricales; Psathyrellaceae. The coding region runs from base 53 to 1780 and encodes 575 amino acids. Gene Ontology annotation, cellular component: cytoplasm.
CCUCCUUCUUCAUCUUUUCUCUCUCGCAAAAAGCUUCGAAAAGCCUCUCAAGAUGGUUAACACUCCUCAUGGUGGUGUCCUCAAGGACCUUGUUGCGCGAGACGAACCCAUUUCUGCGCAAUUGAGAGCAGAAGCUGAUACCCUCCAAAGUAUCACCUUGACCGAGCGUCAACUUUGCGACCUCGAACUCAUCACCAAUGGUGGAUUCAGCCCUCUUGAAGGCUUUUUGAACGAGAAGGAUUACACCAGCGUCGUUGAGAACUUGAGGUUGGCCGAUGGCACUCUUUUCCCAAUUCCCGUCAACCUCGACGUGUCCAAGGAGGACAUUGAGGCCUUGAACAUCGUCCCUGGUGCCCGAAUUGCUCUCCGAGAUCCUCGAGAUGACCAGGCUCUCGCUAUCAUCACUGUCGAGGAUGUCUACAAGCCCGACCAGGUCAACGAGGCCAUCAAGGUCUUUGGUGACGACGAUCCUGCUCACCCCGCCGUUGCCUACCUGCGCAACCGUGUCAAGGAGUUCUAUGUCGGCGGCAAGCUCCAAGCCAUCCAAGCCCCGACCCACUUCGACUAUGUCGCCCUCCGCUACACCCCCGCCGAAUUGCGAUCCCACUUCAAGAAGCUCGCCUGGAGGAAGGUCGUCGCUUUCCAGACUCGCAACCCCAUGCACCGUGCCCACCGUGAACUCACUGUCCGUGCUGCCCGCCAGCGUCAAGCCAACGUCUUGAUCCACCCCGUCGUCGGUCUCACCAAGCCGGGCGAUGUCGACCACUAUACCCGUGUCCGUGUCUACGAGGCUAUCAUGAAGAAAUACCCCAACGGCCUCGGCCACCUCGCCCUCCUCCCCCUCGCCAUGCGCAUGGCUGGUCCCCGUGAAGCCGUCUGGCACUCGAUCAUCCGCAAAAACUACGGUGCUUCCCACUUCAUCGUUGGCCGUGACCACGCUGGUCCUGGCAAGAACUCCAAGGGCGUCGACUUCUAUGGUCCUUAUGAUGCUCAAGAGCUCGUGUCCAAGUACCGCGAGGAACUCAACAUCGAGAUGGUCCCCUUCCAGCAGAUGACCUACCUCCCCGCCACCGACGAGUACCAGCCCGUCGACGAGGUCCCCAAGGGUGUUCAGACCCUCGACAUCUCCGGUACUGAGCUCCGAAGGCGUCUCAAGACUGGUGCUCCCAUUCCCGACUGGUUCUCUUAUGAGGAAGUCGUAAAGGUCCUACGAGAGAGCUACCCCCCACGAAACAAGCAAGGUUUCGUCCUCCUCCUCACCGGUCUCCACAACUCUGGCAAAGACAUCAUCGCCCGAGCUCUGCAGACCACCCUCCACCAACAGGGCGGCCGAAGCGUCUCCCUCCUCCUCGGCGAAACCGUCCGACAGGAACUCUCGUCCGAACUCGGAUACUCGGCUGAAGACCGACACACCAACCUCCAGCGUAUCGCUUUCGUCGCCUCUGAGCUCACCCGCGCUGGUGCAGCCGUCAUCGCUACCCCUACCGCUCCCUACGAGCGAUCCCGACAGGCCGCCAAGAACACCAUCUUGCAGAAUGGUGGACCCGGUGCCAACUUCUUCCUCGUUCACGUCAACACCCCUCUGGAGUACGCUGAGAAGACUGACCGAAGGGGUCUGUAUGCCAAGGCACGCAGGGGAGAGAUCAAGGGCUUCACUGGCGUCGAUGACGUCUACGAGACUCCUUCCAAGGCUGACUUGACUGUCGAUGUCUCCACUCAGACUAUCCCUGAGAUCGUCCACAGCAUCGUCCUCCUUUUGGAGACCAACGGUUUGCUGUAA